Glarea lozoyensis ATCC 20868 is the source of this 369-nucleotide messenger RNA. RefSeq lists its product as uncharacterized. The record is from RefSeq and is a predicted model, not a curated record. Lineage: Eukaryota; Fungi; Ascomycota; Leotiomycetes; Helotiales; Helotiaceae. The transcript has a single exon. The coding region runs from base 1 to 369 and encodes 122 amino acids.
AUGGAACACUGGGUCCAUUCAGAAUGGGGAAAUGGUUAUCAGUUAUCUUCGCGACGUCGGGGGGUUCGUCGCCAAGGUUUGUGUUCCUUGGAGCGAGGUUCCGAAGCUUUCGAGCUCGAGGUAAUGAUCAUGUCGAUUUUGCAACAAGAUUCGAAUUAUUCAGACUCGAGCUCAGAAUUAUCAUUCCACAAAGGAGGUUCGGAUCGGAAUAUCGUCAGUACGGAGCAGCUUCCCAACAACAGUGAAGCAAAGUGUGUCGGAAAGGAUAUCACCAGAAUUGACGCGUUGCUGCCAUCGCAUGCCACCAAGAAGCGACCUCAAUCAAGCAAGAGUCGCUUGUUUGAUGUUGAUCUUAGAAGAGACGCGUAA